AUGAGUUCUGCCGCACUGGCGGCGCCGCAGGGACGCACAUUUGUCCACGAACUGCCCUCCUCUUCGGUGCUCGACUCCGACGCCUUUUUCUGCGCCCCAGCAGACCUCUCCGGGUGGUUCGGCGUCCCCAACGCCGCAAGGGCAACAGGGAAGGAAGGAAGGAAGGGAAGCAGAAGGGAAAUGGCUCGUCGGCUGCUUCAACCCACGCCUUUGCUCCCACUGGCGGUGCUCAUCCCGCUGCUGCUGCUCGUGAUGCACUGCGCUGGCGGGUGCCGCGCCGCUGCGGACCGCCGUGCGUUCGGUGACACGGUGCCGAAGAGCGACCGGGCGGCGGCUGCGGUGGUGCGCGAGGUGCCGCGGAGGGGGCAGGGCGCGGCGCAGGCGUACACCGUCGCAGCAGCAGCGGCGGAAGGAGGAAAGAGCAACGAGGGCUGGGCGCCCAUCCGCAUCGUGGUGUUCACGGAGGACCUGGAGGAGAAAACUCGGGUGAAGGGGAAGCAGAGGUACUGCAAAGCGGCGGAGGAAGCAUGCAUGAACUACCUGGGGCAAGAGGCCACUUGCACGGCCCGUGACGUACUGACGGACGCCAAGAAGGAGUUGUACAAGACGAAGAUAAUCCCUGAGGCCGUCAAGCUGCACGCGGAGCGACUUCUCGUGCAGCCAGUGGCUGGGAACAUUGUUGUGCCGCGAAAUCCCGGAGACAAUUGCCAGCACUUUACAAUUCCAACUGGGCACAAACAAAAGGGUGUGGCGGAUGCCGACAUGGUCCUCUACGCCGCUGCGGGGCCUUUCAGGCACGAUGUUCCAGCGUGGGCGGCCACGUGCGUCACGUUGGAUGACUCGCGCCCUUUCGUCGGCGCCAUGGAGUUCAACCCGGCGUACAUGACCGACUUGGCGCGGAGCGUCCGCGUCGCCGCACACGAGCUGGCGCAUGCCCUCGGGUUCAGCCACGAGGCAAUGCAGCUUAAGGGCAUGGUGGGCCAUGAGCUCCACGUGCGUGGAGUAAAGCGCAAGUUGGUGACGGGGGCCACGGUCAUGGCGCGGGCGGCAGCGCACUUCAGCUGCGGCACGCUCAAGGGCAUGGAGCUGGAGCAGGACGACACUGGGGGUGUGCAAGCGAAGGUGCCUCACUGGGAGGGACGCAACGCGAAGGACGAGCUGAUGGCUCCCACGGUCGGCGCCGGCUACUACACGGCACUGACGCUGGCGGUGUUUGCGGACCUCGGCUACUACCGCGUGAAUUGGGGCAUGGCGGAGCCGAUGCGCUGGGGCAACAACUCCGGCUGCGGCUUCCUGGAGAAGAAGUGCAAUGAAAUCGAUGGCCUCGCCGCCACGUACCCGCACAUGUUCUGCGACGACACCGACACAACGACGCUCCGCUGCUCCUCUGACCGCCGCCACCUCGGGACGUGCACCGCAAGCAUCGUUGAGCAGAGUGGGAGUCUGAACGAGAGGGACGUGUGCCCUGUUGUUUCAAUGUAUUUUAAUCAUUCAACUUAUGGGAAAACGUCCAACGCGUGCGCCGAAGCAACUGCGGCGACCCUCCCCGGGUCGGUGACUGGCAGUGGCUCGUGGUGCCUGGACGCGGAGACACUGCAGGUGAAGGCGAACGCCGGUGACAAGAAACUCGCGGGCGUGUGCGCGCAGGUGCUGUGCGAGGACGGCGCAGUGAAGGUGAAGUACAGCGGCAGCGAUGCGUGGCACGAGUGCCCCGCGGAGAAGGAAAUCGAGGUGGAGUCAAGUGAUUUCGAGGACGGCGGCAAGAUCAAGUGCCCGAGGUACGCUGAGGUGUGCACCAUCGCCGCCAACGGCAGCAGCCUCGUCAUUCCGCGCGCCGUGUUGGAGGAGGCGAAGGGAGACGCCGAGGAGGAUCAAAAGGGGGCUGCAGCGGGGCCAGAGGAGGGGCAGGACGAAGAGGAAGUUCCGGCACGCGAGCCACAGCCUGCAGAGUUGCCCUCUGGAACUGCGGGCGUCGAUCCUUCCAGUCUGGCGGCCGCAGCGGAGGUUGCGCCCGGCACGUCGCCGGCUGCUGAGGCGCAGGAGCGCGCGAAGGAGCCUGACGGUGCCGCGCACUCCGCCGCUGCCUCGCCGCCCCCCGCUGGCGCCGCCCCCUCACCGGGCGAGGCCGCUGCCGCAAAAGAAAGCGACGCGGCAGGCACGGCGGGAGCAGCUGCUGCGUCCCCCGAUGCGCCUGCGCCGCCCACCCCGACACCGGCGGCAGCCGUCAACAUCAGCGCCGUGCAGAAGAAACUUGACGGGGCGGCGCAGCACGUCGGAAGCGACGCCAGUGCGGCUGCUGCGGCUUUUGGCUGCGGUCGUUUUGUGCUGCUCGCCGUGGCCGUGGCCGUCGCCGCAGUGGCGAUGCCGCCGCCUUGA
Molecule: messenger RNA, 2376 nt
Organism: Trypanosoma conorhini
Lineage: Eukaryota; Euglenozoa; Kinetoplastea; Trypanosomatida; Trypanosomatidae
Product: surface protease GP63
Exons: 1
Coding region: 1-2376 (791 amino acids)
Biological process (GO): cell adhesion; proteolysis
Cellular component (GO): cytoplasm; membrane
Molecular function (GO): metalloendopeptidase activity
Source: RefSeq, a predicted model, not a curated record